GCCUGGGCCGGCCACCAUUUCCCGGGCGCCGCGGCGGCGCCGACUCGCGGGCAGCGGCCCCUCCGUGCGCCCAGCCUGGCCCCCGAACGCCGGGAGCAUGAGCGCGGGCUCGGAGCGCGGGGCGGCGGCGGCCCCCGGGGGGUUGCCCGCGCCCUGCGCCUCGAAGGUGGAACUACGGCUCAGCUGCCGGCACCUGCUGGACCGCGACCCGCUCACCAAGUCCGACCCCAGCGUGGCGUUGCUGCAGCAGGCGCAGGGCCAGUGGGUGCAGGUGGGCAGAACCGAGGUGGUCCGGAGCAGCCUGCAUCCCGUGUUCUCCAAAGUCUUCACCGUGGACUACUAUUUCGAGGAGGUGCAGAGGCUGCGCUUUGAGGUAUACGACACACAUGGGCCCAGCGGCUUCAGCUGUCAGGAGGACGACUUCCUGGGGGGCAUGGAGUGCACCCUGGGGCAGAUUGUGGCUCAGAAGAAAGUGACCCGCCCGCUGCUGCUCAAGUUUGGCAGGAACGCCGGCAAGUCCACCAUCACGGUGAUCGCUGAGGACAUCUCGGGGAACAACGGCUACGUAGAGCUCUCCUUCCGGGCCAGGAAGCUGGAUGACAAGGACCUCUUCAGCAAGUCCGACCCCUUCCUGGAGCUCUACCGGGUCAACGACGACCAGGGCUUGCAGCUGGUGUACAGGACGGAGGUGGUGAAGAACAACCUGAACCCCGUAUGGGAGCCCUUCAAAGUCUCGCUGAGCUCCCUCUGCAGCUGCGAGGAGACAAGGCCUCUGAAGUGCCUGGUCUGGGAUUACGACUCUCGAGGAAAACACGACUUCAUCGGAGAAUUUACUACCACCUUCGCGGAGAUGCAGAAGGUCUUCAGGGAGGGGCAGGCCCAGUGGGACUGUGUGAAUCCCAAAUACAAGCAGAAGAGACGCAGUUACAAGAACUCGGGGGCGGUCAUCCUGGCUGACCUGAAGUUCCACAGGGUUUACUCCUUCCUGGACUAUAUCAUGGGCGGCUGCCAGAUCCACUUCACCGUGGCCAUUGACUUCACCGCCUCCAAUGGAGACCCGCGGAACAGCUGCUCCCUGCAUUACAUCAACCCUUACCAGCCCAAUGAGUACCUGAAGGCACUGGUGUCCGUGGGCGAGAUCUGCCAGGACUAUGACAGCGACAAGAGGUUUUCCGCUUUGGGGUUUGGAGCCCGGAUCCCGCCCAAGUAUGAGGUGUCCCAUGACUUUGCCAUCAAUUUCAACCCUGAGGAUGAUGAGUGUGAAGGCAUCCAGGGCGUGGUGGAGGCCUACCAGAACUGUCUGCCCAGGGUCCAGCUCUACGGCCCCACCAACGUGGCGCCCAUCAUCUCCAAGGUGGCACGCGUGGCGGCGGCCGAGGAACGCACUGGGGAAGCCUCUCAAUACUACAUCCUGCUGAUCCUGACGGACGGUGUGGUGACCGACAUGGCCGACACGCGGGAGGCCAUUGUGCGUGCCUCACGCCUGCCCAUGUCCAUCAUCAUCGUGGGCGUGGGCAAUGCUGACUUCACCGACAUGCAGGUCCUGGACGGCGACGACGGCGUCCUGCGCUCCCCACGGGGUGAGCCCGCGCUCCGGGACAUCGUACAGUUUGUGCCCUUCCGGGAGCUCAAAAAUGCAUCCCCUACAGCGCUAGCCAAGUGUGUGCUGGCCGAGGUCCCGAAGCAGGUGGUGGAGUACUACAGCCACAGAGGCCUGCCCCCGAGAGGCCUGGGCGUCCCUGCCGGAGAGGCCAGCCCAGGCUGCACCCCGUGAAGACGUGGAGGGCGUGGGGAGGGGCAGUGAGCAGUGGGUCUGUAGAGCCUCAGUCUCCAGCACCCUUGGGGUCUCUUAAGCUCCCUCCGACCUCCUAGAAGCCUCCAGUCCCCACCAGGCCCCACUCCCAGUCCUCCUGGGAUCCUGCUGGCUUGGGCCCGGGUCUGGGGCCCCCGAGGCCGAAGGGUGAUAAAAUACAGGCCUCCAUGCCUGGCCCUGCCUGAGCCAGGUGGCUGGAGGGAGAGCGUGAAGGACUUGGAGGGGCCUGGGAGCUCAUCCAGGGAAGACCCUGCCCCGACAAGAAGGGGCACGGACUGGGGGCUCUGCUUUGCAUCUAAUCUUUGUGGGAGAGGGCCAGCAAGGCAUCACCCCAGCCCCCGAGAAAGCCCGGGGUGCCCAGACACCCUGUCCCCACAGUUAGCCUCCUUCUGUCCCUGCUUGUGCCCCCACCCCCACCCACCUUGUGUUUUUUGCCGUCCAGCCUCUGCACCCAGGUCCAUGGGGUCUGCAGGGUCUGCCUGGCCUGUGGGUUCUGCCAGGGGGGCGUCAGGAGUAAUAAAGUGUCACCCUACCCUUGUA
Rhinopithecus roxellana (golden snub-nosed monkey) is the source of this 2353-nucleotide messenger RNA. RefSeq names its product copine 7 (gene CPNE7). Gene Ontology annotation, cellular component: plasma membrane. Gene Ontology annotation, biological process: cellular response to calcium ion. Gene Ontology annotation, molecular function: calcium-dependent phospholipid binding. The record is from RefSeq and is a predicted model, not a curated record. Lineage: Eukaryota; Metazoa; Chordata; Mammalia; Primates; Cercopithecidae.